Molecule: messenger RNA, 625 nt
Organism: Rhincodon typus (whale shark)
Lineage: Eukaryota; Metazoa; Chordata; Chondrichthyes; Orectolobiformes; Rhincodontidae
Product: cytochrome c oxidase subunit 8B, mitochondrial
Exons: 2
Coding region: 296-529 (77 amino acids)
Biological process (GO): mitochondrial electron transport, cytochrome c to oxygen
Cellular component (GO): mitochondrion
Source: RefSeq, a predicted model, not a curated record
UGAUUAUGUUUUCUCCAGCAGGAAAAAGUUUAUUCCCAUUGAGGGGGUUUAUCCCCACUGACCGGGUCUAUUCCCAGUAAUUGCGUUUGAUUAUUCUCAGGUCAGGGUUAUUCCGAGUAAAGCGGCUAUUUUGAUGAGUGGUGUUGCCUCUCAGCGGGUUUUGUCAGUCCUGUGCUGUUCUUGCUGUCUCCACUUGUGCCGUGUCGGUGCAAAUCGGAUUCGCUUCUAAAGGACGUCCAGUCCAGCAGACAGAUCCGACAGCCUCGCCACAAGACCUGUGCCGUUCGUGAGAGACAUGCAGGGACUGAGCCAGCCCCUGACCCGGGGGCUCCGCUUUCUGAUCGCCGGCAACCGGCUGCAGCUCGUUCCCAGGGCGAGAAUCGUGUCCAAACCCGCGAAGAAGGAACUGACAGCGGCGGAACAGACCAUAGGUCUCGCCAUCCUGACUGCCACAAUAAUGAUACCUUCAAGUUGGGUAUUGGCUCAUUUGGAAGAUUACAAGCACAGGCCAGAGUCUGCAAACAACUGAGAGAGAUUUCUGUGUAUUCUCAACAUGGCCAAACAGUGGUGAUAAUAAUAUUGCUAUGCUGAUAUCUGAAUUUACUGAUUAAAAUGUUUGAACCUA